CAACACCAGCGACCGAGAGACGACCGGGAGCUGCUGCUGCUGCUGCUGCUUGUGUGCCAUUGAUACACCGCGCCGUGGUACAUUUUUUGUACACGUUCCGUUGAUUCUUUUUUUUUGUUUCUUCUAAAGCAGUGUCGAUCGAAUUUUCGAUCGUUAUUAUUAUUACUUUUUUUUUGUAAUCGACCGAUUUUCCGGAAAGAGACACGAUUUGUGCACGACGGGGAGCCUCUCACUAGGAUAUAGUCACGCGCGCACGAUAACUGAUCGAUCCUACGCUGCUGUACCGACCCGAGAGAGCCGAAGCUGCAUCUCGUUUUACACACAUAAAAAACACACAUAGAGACAUCAUGAGGGCCGCUCAGCUGGCGUUUUUACUACUGUGCUGCUUGGUCGCGGCGACGAGGGCCCAGCGCCGACUCGCUCUACCCGAUCCGAGAUCCUGCAGCAGCCGCGUGAGACACGCGACGUACAGGGACGCUCGGGGCGUGGCGCACUCGUACUUCUUCAGCUGGGAGCACGCGCCGACGAGGAGCCUCGAGGUCGACUGGCUGGACGCCCGAAACAUCUGCCGACGCCACUGCAUGGACGCCGUGUCGCUCGAGACACCCCAGGAGAACGAGUUCAUCAAGGCGAGGAUCGCAAGAGGUAACGUGAGAUACAUCUGGACUUCCGGCCGCAAGUGCAACUUCAACGGCUGCGACAGGCCCGACCUGCAGCCCCAGAACAUCAACGGCUGGUUCUGGUCGGGCUCCGGUGCCAAGAUCGGCCCGACGAAUCAGCGCAACACCGGCGACUGGUCCGCAACGGGCGGCUACGGCACGCCCCAGCCGGACAAUCGCGAGGCCGCCCAGGGCAACGACGAGUCCUGCCUGUCGAUCCUCAACAAUUUCUACAACGACGGCAUCAAGUGGCACGACGUCGCCUGCCACCACGUCAAGCCGUUCGUCUGCGAGGACAGCGACGAGCUGCUCAACUUCGUCGCCUCGAGAAAUCCGGGAAUUCGUCUGUAAACGUUGUCGUUGUUUGUUUGUUUUUUCUUCUUCUCGUAACAUCGCAACAACGGUAUAUAAAUAAUAAAAGGAGAGAGGCAACGAGUUACGUACGAGAAAUUAUCGCGCGAAAUAGAUAUACGUAACGAGAGGUCUUUUUGUUUUAGAGAGAGCUUGAGGAAACGCGAUCACAAUUAGCCGUUCGAGCUUCAUUACCCGGGGGUGUAGCGUAUAGUUAAUUUACUUCUUUUUUUUUUUUUUAUAAUGCUCUUUCUAAGUUAACUUAUACGUAUAUCGAGUUUAAGGCCGAAGAUCUUCUCGCUCGCCGUAGUUUUAUAAUGAUAAUAGCAAAGAAACAAAAGGCAAUUUUAACUUCUCUCUUUUUUCAACGCAAGAAAAUAUGCAGAUAGCGAGUAUGCUCGUCGAUUCAAAUUCUUUCAACUUUUGAGGCAAAUAAAAUAUUAUUAUUAUUAUAAUUGUCGACACGCGAGAAUAUCUUUGAUGGUAGUUAUUCAUUAUUAUUAUUAUAAUUAUUAUCGGCAACAAAUGUAUAACUUUGUAUCGUAAUUUACGAGCCAAGCAAACACGUCGACCUAACUAUUUGUUCAUAAUAUUUAAUUAAAUUAACGAUAAUCCAUAAAUCGUCGUUUGUACGCGGUGACAAAUGUAAUAUUUUAAGCGUAAUUAUGUACAAUAACUUUUACGGAUACUUCAUAUU
This is a messenger RNA of Trichogramma pretiosum, 1707 nucleotides long. RefSeq lists its product as uncharacterized. The record is from RefSeq and is a predicted model, not a curated record. The coding region runs from base 348 to 1010 and encodes 220 amino acids. Lineage: Eukaryota; Metazoa; Arthropoda; Insecta; Hymenoptera; Trichogrammatidae. The transcript is spliced from 4 exons.